AUGAUCGAUGAUGACUGGCAUGGUGAUCGACGCAUUAGUCGGCUGCGACGAAUGGUGGUCGGAAUUCGAGCAGGUUCAUCGGAAUCAACUCCGGGUUUGGCUACAAAGGCUGAGGGACGCCUGUUAGACACAGAAGAUGUAUUGGAUGAAUUCGAGAUUGAAGCAUUGAGGAAGCAAGAUCGGAAAGAGAGUAGGAUCGGAGAGAAGAGAUACAUUAUUGGCCAAGGCAUGACCGGCGCUUCGACAGGGAGACCCACUCCUUCGUGCAAGCAUCGGAGUUGGAAUAGGAGGUCUGGGAAAACGGCUCUUGCCGAACUGGUUUUCAAUGACAUUUGUGUGCAUAAUCACUUUGAGUUGAAACUCUGGGUGUGCGUUUCCGAAGAUUUUGAUCUGCAACUAUUGGUGCUAAAAUUCGUUAAAGCCGAAAGGGGUGGUGAUGGAGACCUUGGAAGCAAGAACUUGCAGCAAUUGCAGAUGGCAUUGCGAGACUGCUUGAAUGGUAAAAGCUAUACCCGGAGAGCUACCGGAAGCAAAAUCAUUAAAGGGGAAGAGAAACAAAAUCCAAACCUUGUGGAAAUUGGCGAGGAAAUUGUCAAGAAAUGCAAUGGAGUUCCACUGCUACUGAAGACAUUGGGGAGUAUGCUUUUCUCCAAAACUGCAGAGCGGGAGUGGGAACUUGUGAAAAAUAGUGAGACUUGGAGAUUAAUGGAGAAAGAUGAUGAAAUGGUUUAUGUUCUAAAACUAAGUUAUGAUCAACUGUCUCCUCGGCUGAAGCAAUGUUUUGCUUAUUGCUUACUCUUCCCCAAGGAUUAUGAAUUUAUCGAGUUUGGGUUAAUCUCAUUUUGGAUGGCUCAUGGUCUGCUUGAAUCAUCGGAUGAAAAUGAAAAUCCGUUUGACAUUGGUAGGCAGUAUUUGAACGAACUGUUGUCAAGAUCUCUUUUUGAAGAUUUUAAUGUGGCAUUUCUUUAUGGUGUAUUCAAAAUGCAUCAUCUUUUACAUGAUCUGGCUCUAUUGGUAGCGAAGAACGAGUGUUGUUUGGUAAACACUUUCAAGGAAAAGAUUGCCCCAAGUAUCCGGCAUGUGAGGCUCAUAAACUCCGAUUCCUCCAACGAAAGUGCUUCCGAUUUGGUAAAUUAG
Messenger RNA from Hibiscus syriacus, 1137 nucleotides. RefSeq names its product putative disease resistance protein RGA3. The transcript is spliced from 6 exons. Bases 1 to 1137 code for a protein of 378 amino acids. NCBI's taxonomy places the organism in Eukaryota, Viridiplantae, Streptophyta, Magnoliopsida, Malvales, Malvaceae. The record is from RefSeq and is a predicted model, not a curated record. Gene Ontology annotation, biological process: defense response to other organism. Gene Ontology annotation, molecular function: ADP binding.